Molecule: messenger RNA, 531 nt
Organism: Dibothriocephalus latus
Lineage: Eukaryota; Metazoa; Platyhelminthes; Cestoda; Diphyllobothriidea; Diphyllobothriidae
Source: the annotation of a GenBank genome assembly
AUGAGUCUGCUGGGUUUGUUGACACAGGCCGCCUCUGUGACUGCCAACCUGCCCCGCGUCUCCUACAUCAAGGCUAUAGACAUCUGGCUGAUUUUUGCCAUCGCCUUUGUGAUUGGCGUACUGGUGGAGUACGCCCUGGCGAUCACCUUGCUGCGACAUCGGAGACGAGAACACUGGCGCAAGGAUGUGGAGAUGAUUGUGAAGGAGGAGUUGGCCCUGUGGUGCGCGGCACUACAGCGCGCUGAACUGGCUUGCCUAGACAGUGGAACGAAGCCUUCUGGUAUGAUGCCCAGUGGCUUCACUCUGCAGCGCAGGAUGACCUUCUUGGGGGAUCUGGAUCCGGUCCUGCAGCAGACGAUCGCGCAUUCCACACGCAGGAGUGAGCUGACCCAAAAGGCCAAAAUGAUUGAUGAUUGCAAGAUUGAUAAGUACAGUCGGGUCCUGUUCCCGCUUUGUUUCCUAAUUUACAAUGCCUUCUACUGGGUUUAUUACCUGGUACUAGUUAGUCAGGACGAAGAAAUGUUAUCCUGA